Molecule: messenger RNA, 477 nt
Organism: Lymnaea stagnalis (great pond snail)
Lineage: Eukaryota; Metazoa; Mollusca; Gastropoda; Lymnaeidae
Source: the annotation of a GenBank genome assembly
AUAUUCUGUGAAAUAACCUCAUCCGGCUACAGAUAUCACGUGUUUCGUAACAACGGGCUCGUCAGUCACAACAAAACGUUUGUGGAAUACGUUCGUGGAUACAAAAUUGACGAGAACAACUUCUGGAUAGGGCUGGAUAACUUGAGCAAGUACGCCACGAAAUCAGCUUAUAAAACGUUUAUAAUGGAGGCGAUUUACGAAAACAAUGUCAUUAAUGCAACUUGGUUCAAAAUGGGUUUUACAAUAGCGAAUUCCUCGCAAUUGUAUAAAGUCUCUUGGGCUGGGCAAAGUUAUUAUAGUGCAGGGUCUGGCAGAUACGCGUUCAACAUCUAUGACUGCUUCGUCGCUUACUAUCCAUUCUCUACAUGGGAUAACGAUAAUGACUUAUCUUCAUCCAAUGUGGCGGCCGAAGCAGGGGCCGGCUGGUUCUUCGGAGCGUAUAGGCCCUGUAACCCGCUUGGUCAGCUGCCAGGCCCG